Messenger RNA from Lodderomyces theae, 1029 nucleotides. RefSeq names its product phosphoglycerate mutase family protein. NCBI's taxonomy places the organism in Eukaryota, Fungi, Ascomycota, Pichiomycetes, Serinales, Debaryomycetaceae. Gene Ontology annotation, molecular function: phosphatase activity. The record is from RefSeq and is a predicted model, not a curated record. The transcript has a single exon. The coding region runs from base 1 to 1029 and encodes 342 amino acids. Gene Ontology annotation, cellular component: cytoplasm.
AUGUUUUCCACAUUGUCCACACUUGUUGUGGUAUUUGUCAACUUGGCAGUAGCUGCUCAGCCAAAUUACCUUCCAACAUUUACAUCCUCAAAGCAAUUUUUCCAACAAAGCAACCCAUUGGUGCCUGAGUUCUUAGUUGAUAAUUCAAAGUUUGGGUUGAAUAAUGGAUACACUUGGAACGAUGUUGUUUCAAGUUUAAACUCAAACCAAAAGUUAUUCAUCUUGCAAAGACAUGGUGAAGGUUGGCAUAAUGUCGCACAACAGGACUUGCACAUUGAUCCUAUCAGCUGGCAAUGUUACUGGUCGCUUCAAAAAGGUAAAGAUGGUAUUGAAUGGUAUGAUGCUGAAUUGACUCCCAAGGGUCAUGAUGAGAUCAAACAGUUGGUCAAUCAAAUCAAAAAUACCACGUCAUUUCCUCACCCAGAUAAAUUCUACGUGAGUCCUUUGAGAAGAACAUUGGAAACUUGGCAAGAAACAUGGUUGAACUUGCCUCAUAAGACAGCAACUAUCAAGGAAUUUGCUAGGGAAUUGUAUGGUAUUGACACCGAAAGUGAAAGACACGACAGGUCCUACAUUGAGCAAAAAUUCCCAGGAUUUGACUUUGAACCAGGAUUUCAAGAUGAGGAUGUACUUUGGAGUCCUGUUGAGAGGGAAAGUCUCGAAAACAUUUACUACCGUGCCGCUUCGUUGUUGAAUGACAUUUUCCACGAUGCAAAAGAUGACAAGGUCAUCAGUGUUGUUUCACAUGGAGGUCUUCUCAAUGCUAUCUUGGCUGUUGUCCAACACAGAUUGUACAGCAUUCCAACUGGGGGUCUCGUCCCAGUAGUGAUUGAAAUCCAGGACAAUCACAAGAUUUACCCAUUAGACCAUGCUUUCACUGACUUUUUCUUGUGGUGUCCAUUGGCCCAACCAAAUAUCACUACACAAGUAAGUGACGGCUCUACAACAGUUACCACUGUGUCUGCAUCGUAUUCUGCACCAUCUGGAUCCUCACCACUUUCUGUUACUGCUUACAAAACUUCGUCGUAG